Molecule: messenger RNA, 1287 nt
Organism: Lepus europaeus (European hare)
Lineage: Eukaryota; Metazoa; Chordata; Mammalia; Lagomorpha; Leporidae
Product: ornithine decarboxylase-like
Exons: 9
Coding region: 1-1287 (428 amino acids)
Cellular component (GO): cytoplasm
Molecular function (GO): ornithine decarboxylase activity
Source: RefSeq, a predicted model, not a curated record
AUGAACACCCCUCUGGGGAGCCUGCAGGAGAGUCUGGGGCCCCUCCAAAGGCCAUGGACAAAGGAGCUGAUCACCCUGGGACCAGGGGAGUCUGGGCAGCAGGUGGCGCUGAAGAGGAUCCAGGAGCUCCGUGCUGGGGACAGCCGAGACCCUUUCAUGGUGGCCGACCUGGACGUGCUGGCCCGCCGCCACCAGACCUUCUGCCAGGCCCUGCCGGGAGUCUUGACCUUCUAUUCAGUGAAGUGCAACAAUAGCCCCUGGGUGCUGCGAGUCCUGGCUGCCCUGGGCACCGGCUUCGACUGCGCCAGCCAGGUGGAGAUGGAGCAGGUGCUGGGCCUAGGUGUGGCCCCCUCGCGCAUCAUCUAUGCCAACCCCUGCAAGUCCAUCUCCCACAUCCAGUACGCUGCCCGCCACGGGGUGCAGCUCCUGACCUUCGACAGUGAGGAGGAGCUGAUCAAGAUGGCCCAGCACCACCCUGGGGCCAGGCUGGUCCUCCGGCUGUGGACCCAAGACAGCCAGAGCAUCUUCCCCCUGAGUGCCAAGUUUGGGGCCAGUUUGGAGGCAUGUGGGCAUCUGCUCACGUCCGCCAGAGACCUGGGCUUGGCUGUGGUUGGAGUCAGCUUCCACGUGGGCUCCAGCUGCCAGACACCCACGAGCUACGCACAGGCCAUCACUCACUGCCGGCAAGUGUUCGAGAUGGGUCGCGGGGCCGGGCAUGACAUGAGCCUCCUGGAUCUUGGUGGCGGCUUUCCUGGAGCGGAGGGCUCCCAGCCCUUGUUUGAGGAGUUGGUGAAAGGGAUCAAGGCCGCCCUGGCCCAGACCUUCCCUGAGGGCAGUGGCGUGGAGGUCAUCGCAGAGCCUGGCCGCUUCUACGCAGAGCCUGUCUUCACAGCCGCUGUCAACAUCAUUGCCAAGAAGUCUGUGCUGGAGCCCAGAGGCCGCAGGAAGUUCGUGUAUUAUCUCAACGAUGGCCACUAUGGCUCUUUCCGCGUCUUCCUCCGAGAGCCUGCUCCCAGAAUUCCCAUCGUGGUGAAGGAGUUCAGCUCAGAGCCACCCCUCUUCCCCUGCACCCUCUACGGCCCCACCUGCGAUGCUUUCGACAGGCUUUUUGUGGCAGAGUUGAAGCUGCCUGAGUUGGAUGUGGGUGACUGGCUCGUCUUCCCCUCCAUGGGUGCCUACACAUCUUCGAUGAGCUCCACCUUCAAUGGCUUCCCUCCUGCUACCAUCUGCUACACCAUGAGCCCCCAGCUCAGGAGCCUUCUGGAGACAAAAGCAGCAACACCUUAA